Thecamonas trahens ATCC 50062 is the source of this 3714-nucleotide messenger RNA. RefSeq lists its product as uncharacterized. The transcript is spliced from 4 exons. Lineage: Eukaryota; Apusomonadida; Apusomonadidae. The coding region runs from base 1 to 3714 and encodes 1237 amino acids. The record is from RefSeq and is a predicted model, not a curated record.
AUGUACUCGUUCUGGGUCCUGGUCAUAGUCCGUGGUCAACAAGAUGGCUCAACUGUCAUCGAUUGCUCAUCUUCCUCUGCCGCUGCUGUCGUCUUUGAUCUUGCUCUCGCUGGCUCUCGCUCGGCUGAUAUUACCUUUGAGUACUUAUCGUUUGUCUCGGUCGCAGCGGCUGUCGUUGUCGACAUGCCGCCCAAGAUCGUGCUCAACAUCGCAAACAUCUCGGUCACAAACGGCUCUGGCUACGCGCUGCAGGUCUUGUCCGGUGGCUCGGUCGUUGUCAACGGCGCGACUACCUUACACACGCCGCUCUUACACCACACGGGUGGAGUGGCGGCAUUGAGCUCGAUUGCGCUCGCUGGACUCGACGUCCGCGGCUCGGGAGAUGCACAGUUGGCGCCGGUGACCGUCGUCAACCCGGCAGCAUCGCUGGCCAUUUCCAACUCGCAGUUUGCCGACAUGGUUGUCGACAGCUCGGUCGUUGCGUCUCCUCAGGUUGCUGCGAGCCUGAUCGAUACCAUGAUUGCCAACGUGACAAGCGCAGGCACUGGCGGUACCCUUAUUUCCAACGCUGCACUCAUCUCUGGCUGCGUCUUUGCUGACGUAGCCAUGAGCGGAAGUGGCAAGGCGGUGGUGUCGACGAGCUCGCCGGUGGCCACGCUCCGGGUCGAGACCUCGUCGUUUGUGCGUGUCAGCAUUGACAACAUCUCGCCGAUGCAGGGUGUCAUCCACCGGGGGCCCGGCGGAGCGAUAGAGGUCGUCGACACGGUUGUGUCAGAGUGCCACGCGCCGGCGCUGCUGACGUACACUGUAGCGUCGGGCGUGGUCGUGCGCGACGUCCACUUUUUCGACAACGUCGUGAGCAGCGGGCUUGUGACAGGUUUUGUCUCUACGCCGUCGCUGGUGCUGGAGCGGGCAAGGUUGGAGAGCAACGCCGUGACCGGAGCCGGUGCGACGGUCGAUGUCACCGUUGCGGCCGGCGGCGCGGCCGUGGUCGAUGGCUGUGUCUUUUACAGUAACUCGGCCGGAGGCGCCGGUGGCCUGGCGCUGACCGGCACAACCGGGAGCGUCACUCUCCGUGGCGGGAACAUGUUUCUGGCCAACGCUGGUGCGGGCGAUGGUGGCGGGCUCGCCAUCACGCUGCCGACCGGCACUCUGGUGUCAGACGGGCUGCCGACAGUUUUGACAGGCAACGCUGCGCUUGGCUCGGGCGGUGGCCUCGCGCUCGAGGUGCCUUCUGUCCCGGCCCAGUUUGUCGUCAACGCUACCGAGAACAGGGCCGGCGCCAACGGUGGCGGUGCAUACCUUGUCGCCGUCACGUCGCUGGGCGGACACUGGACGUUGUCGAAGAACUCGGCACAGGCAGCCGGAGGCGGGCUGGCGCUUACUGACAGCGGUGGGACGAGCGGCACGUUUGCGCUUGCAGCGAGUGCGUCGUGGACGCUCUCGAGCAACAGCGCAGGGGCCAACGGCGGCGGGUUGGCGGUGCUGGCGAGCGCGCUGAGCGGGUUCGACGCAACCGCCCCCGAUGCGCUGCUGGAAGUGACUCACAACACGGCGGCAAGUUCGGGCGGCGGGCUGGCGCUGAUGGCGAGCACGGGACACCGGCUGGGAAGCACCGCUGCGGUCCAAGUGACCGGCAACACCGCCGAGGUGUCUGGCGGCGGUCUGUAUGUCGCCGGCAGCUUUGGCAUGGUUGUUUCCGUUGGUGGCGCAACAGUGGCAGGCAACACAGCGACGACCGGUUCUGGCGGCGGCAUGCUGAUGGCGUCGACAGGCGGUGCGCUUGAUGUCCGCGAUGCGCACUUUACAGGCAACCGUGUGCUGUCGGCGCUGGCAACCACUGGUGGCGGCGGCAUCUUUGUGUCGGGCGCCGAGCUCAAUGCGACCCGCACGGUCUUUGCGCAGAACACGGUGACCGGCCUUGGCUCGGCGCUCAUGCUCGCGACCGGGGUGGAUGCGUCGCUGAGUGAGUGCUCUGUCGAGAGCAACACUGGAGCGGGCGCGGCGAUUUACCUUGCAGCCGCCACGCAGCUUGUUGCCAACGCAAGCGUGGUGAGGAGCAACAGUGCUACAUCGAGCCAGCCCGGCGGGCUCUAUAUCGAGGACACAGCGUCGGCGUGGUUUGAUCCACUGGCGGCGGUGUGUGGCAACACGGGCGGAGUGUGUGAACCCAACGUGGUGUGCGGCGGAAGCAGCGCAAAGUCGUACGGCCUGCCCAACGGAUGCGGAACGGGUGGCUCGGCAUGCCGGCAAGGCGUACCUCUGGGUUGCUCGGCGACGGCGCGCAACGCCAAGUGUGCCAGCUGUCGGAACGGGUGGAGCGGCGACGACUGCAGUACCGCGCUCUUGUGCAUCACGCCAGUAUGCGCAGCUCCGGAGAGCGCCAAGGUGCCUGCGUUCUGCCCGGCAUGUGAGCUCGGCUCGGGGCGAACGCCGGACCUGACCGGCUGCAUGGAAUGUACCAACGGCACGUUUGCGACGCUGCCGAGCGAGACUUGCAGCGUUUGCUCAGCCCAGUGCGCGAGUUGCGUUGGGCUAGCGACCAACUGCACAGAGUGCGUAAGCGCGGACCAGGAGCUCGUUGCCGGGCCUGACGGGGUGACUCGCUGUGAGAUGCGGUCAGGCAGCGCUGGAGCGGGAGCUGGGCGUGUGGCUUUCUGGGAUGACGCCUUUGGGACCGGGGCGGUGUGGGCGAGGCCGUCGUCACUCGCGUUGGAGCUGCUGGUGGCGGUGGGCGUCGUGGCGCUCGUGCUUUCGGCGUGGAGCCGCAAACGGGAGGCGCGCAAGUAUGCGACCGAUCCGAUGAAGUGGCGAGCGCUCCCUUUCCCGCUGAUGGUGCUCGCGGAGCACCCGCUCGCAAGUCUUGUGGUUGUUCAGCUGGUGCCGGGCCCGCCGCUGCUGCGGCUGCAAGAACGCGGGCUCUUGCUGGGGCUCUCGCUCGGAGCAUACUUGGCAGCAGCUCUGGCGCUUCCUGUGGCGCGGCACGCAGCAUACUCACCAGGCCAGAGCGCACUCUCGUUCGACCGACUGGGCGACGCAGCUCUUGCAGCGUCGGUGGGCGGGCUGACAAGCACCUUCCUCGCAACGUGGCUCGGUCCUCUGCUUUACGCCGACCCACGGGCAUCGCGGCGACAGGGAUUUGUGGCGAGUGGAUGCGCGGCCGGAGUCGAGGCUCUUGUGAUGGCUGGCCUCACGUCGAUGAUCUGCCUGCGGCCCGAAGGAUUUUCGGUGCCGUGUGUGGCGGCUGUAGUCAGCGCAUCGAUCACGCUCAGUCUGCUCGUCGUAGAGCCGGCUGUGACCACGUUCAGACACUUUGUGCUCGGUGUGCGUGCGAUCCGCGUCGCCACGUGUGGCAAUGGCGGGCUCUUGCGGUCGGCACAGAUUGCAGCUAAUUGGCACACCGAAAGACUUCUCAGCUUCGACCGGGUUGGCAUUGACAUGGACGUGCUGCUGCAGACCCUGCCGCAACGCGCAUCCGAAGCGACCAGCGGUGAGCUCGCAUCGCAGACGCAGCUGUACCGCGUGGUCGUCUCCAACGGUGCGGAGGCCAUGGACUCGCUCGAGUUGCUGGCGACUGAAGGCGACUCGUGCACCCCAGCUGUCUCCGUCGGCGCCGCGCCGCUUGUCGCGGGCCCGGGCUACCAAACGCGGUCGGGCCAGCAGCAGCAGCUCGCUGGGCAAACGGCGCUAGCGGCGGUAUACAUGAUCAAGUAA